AUGGUGGAGCGUGUGGCAGCCUUGCCGUCGUCUGCCACCGCCGUGAUCCGCGCUCCUGAGGACUUCGAUCUACUCAGCGUGGUCCCGCUGCUGUCCUCACUGAAGCUUGCCACCAGCCUGCUUGACCACGGCCCCGACACAUCACCGCGCCUGGGCGCCGCCGACAACCUCGACCUCUCCGACCACUCGGCACCCCUGCGAUCGACCUACGGCGAAGGCGUGAAUAUGAGGCGGGCGAGCUUCUGGUCUGACUCCGAUGCAGACCGCAGCGAGUACGAUGUAACGCGUGUCCGAGAGUGGAGCAGGGCGGCGGCUGUGGUUGAUGGCUUGGCAUCGAAGAGCGCUCGGACAGUCGGAGAGAUCUGCGGGUUCGGGAAGCUCAAACUUCGCCAUGUUGCCGACGACCUCGUGCUUGUGGAAGGUAUGGCCAACCUUCUGCCGGGCAAGAGAUUCCCUUCAGAGACAAGAACGGCGUGCUACAUGGGGCUGCUUUCACAGCUGGCGGCCAAGCCUGAGGUUCUUUGCGUCUCUCCCCUCCAAUCGGCCACACUCCACAACGCUGUGGCCAAUGCGUCAAUGCAGAGCGCUACAUACCACGACCGAAACGCCGCUCCUCGAUGCUGGAUUGGACGGCACUGGCGAAGUCAUCCAGACUCUGGGUUGGAUAAAACAUCGUGUUUCUUCGCGGACGAUGACGGACUCCAAGUUGAGCACGGCUACUUGUUCGACGGUGUUCGAGUGGAAGACGAUGGCAACGUGUCGACGGCGCUGGGCAACUACUCUUUCCCGUUCGACAUGUCACGCCGUAAGGUGGGAAAGGUGAGUGCCCCGGAACCACUCGGAAUCCUCGGCACCGGUGACAUCACAACCCCGUGUGAUAUCACCGAUCCCCGUGAGAUACUCGAAAUAAACCACUUCGAUUUUCAAACCUUUUCGCACGGCGGGGUGAUAUCGCAGAUCGUGCAGUGCAUCCAGCUGUUCAAGACGCCCCACCAAGGCAGCACUUCUAGCGGGCAAGACUCUUUCACCUUCUUCAGCGACUUCAUUGGCGAUCCCUUCGACUACGAUGACAGCGAGUACAUAUCGUACGGUGACUACAGCGGGGAGUAUUACUCCGACACUUGGAGCGAAGACUCCUUCUGUGCAGGAGGUCUUGACGAUUUGUCGUACCACUUGAGCUACCUCUAUGAUGAUACUUCGUACGCCUCUCCUUCCACUUCACCGUCCUUCACUGGUGGGUUCCACCAAGACACUAUUGGCGGCCACGGCACGGGGACGUCCGGUAGCGCGGCGGGGGCAAUUUCGUCCCAAUCCAGCCUCAAAGAAGAGGCUUGCUACGGCGACGAGCUUCCUGGUUGUGCCGGUGGCUGCAUAUCGGCUUCAGACGUCGACGCCAUGCUCGACGAUAGUACUUUCCACCUCGUCGUCUUCUGCCCAAUGUACACCUGCGACGGGAAUAUCGAUAUUCCUUCCUCCGAAUGCCUCAGCGACGAUCCAGUUGAAGAUCUUCAUCAACACGGCGGUGUAGCCCCCGGGGCACAGAUCUCCGUGUUUGACUUUUCGUACGUAGGAACCGAAGUUUAUGCUUCAUGGGCGGGAAACGAUUUAUGGUACUCGGCGAUGGAGACGGGUGCGAAAAUCCACACCAACUCAUGGGGUGGAGCUACGCUUUGCCAACUCACCGAGAAGGAGUAUAUGUACGACACGUUUAUGUAUGAGAAUCCCGAGCACCUGCUGAUCUUCUCUGCGGGAAACGACGGCGGGUAUGAUGACAUCCCCAACCGCGAGGCCUGCACAGUUGGAUCUCCUGCCCUCGGCAAGAACAUUCUAGCUGUGGGAGCCACGUCCUCUGGUCCCUUUCCAGGAACCCGAACCGGAGACGACGGGAACCUGUUUUGCGAGGAGGUCGGCGUGACCGACUAUUCUCCCGAGGGAUACCCCUGGAUUUGCUUGAUGCCUGUUCUGGGGGCGCCGCCCGCAUCGACGGAGCCAGCGGGGGUCGAUACUGUCGGGUAUUUCAGCUCCCAGGGUCCUACCCUAGAUGGGCAAAUCAAGCCUGGCGUCGUUGCUCCCGGGAAUCAGGUGGUGGCUUCCGCAUCAAGUGACGGGACCGAUGAACACAGCUGCAAACUGGCGGGACCUCCGUUUCCUGCCCCCUGGUCGCCGGUGCCGCUGCCCUGGUAAUUUGCACACAUGAAGCAAAGUGCAGAUAUGCGAGUUGGCUGCAGUUGGUGAUCGAUUGUGCUGCAACGUGGUAGGAUAUUUACGCUUGCUGUCCCAUCUACCAUUCUGCGUUUGACGUCCCACCUUCUGACCAAAUUGUUGUGCUGCCCUGAAGUCUCAACAUUUGAUCUUUGAUGUGCAUUUCGAUAGGUUCGGCAGUACUUCA
Molecule: messenger RNA, 2389 nt
Organism: Ectocarpus sp. CCAP 1310/34
Lineage: Eukaryota; Phaeophyceae; Ectocarpales; Ectocarpaceae
Source: the annotation of a GenBank genome assembly